UAAAAGGGAGGUAAUCCAAUAUGUCAGAUCCUGUCAGCUUCCUUCCACACACCUUGGGUAUGAGGGUAUUUUAGCCACUCUAUCAGAAGGGUUCUAGUCUCACCCCUCCUGCCCAAUCGUAGUAGCACGUGUCUUGCAUGCCAAUCAUUUGUUCUGGAAACGGGUGUCAAAAUUUACAGUGUGAUGUUUUGUUGAUGUAGAAAAUUCAAGAAAUGCCUCGCGAUGACGGGGCGGAGGAACGUCGAAAGAGAACGGUUCUGUACAAGGAUGACGUAAACUUGACGACGGAUCGGCAGGCGCCGAAACGUGUCGUAAUAUCCAAAUCUCGUUACAAACUGUACGAGCCACCGCAAAGAUCUAAUUUUUCGGUAUGCUUGGAUAAUAUCAGGCGGGAGCGCCAGUCAAUCAUCCAACCGGUGAGCAGUAAAGCGUCAACAAGUAGUAAACUAUCAUACCGGAGAGUGGAGCGAGGGUCAGACGAAUCCCAUCCGGGAACAAGUAUGCAGACUUCUUUUGCGCGCCCUCAAAGCUCUAUGAUUCUGACGGAGAGGAGAAAGCUCUAUUUCAAGGACGCACUGAUUGAGUACAAACGAAGACGCCAGACUGCUCCUAGGCGUAUCAAAAUUAUUAAAGUUUAUGCUCCCCUAAACUGGGAAGAAGCGUUCGAAGAAUCGGUAAAGAAACAUACACCCUCAAUAAAUGUCGAAAACCCUUGGCGCCAACCUCGGCUACAAUGGUUACAAGAGUUAGAAAACCAAGAACCCCUAAAACUGCCCCGGGAUCAAGAUGAACCGGAAACUCCCUGCUGUCCGCUGUUGAUGUUCCCCUUUCGUAAGCGUAAGUAACGGCCCCUGUCUUGAUACGAUCUCGUGCACGAUGAUCCCGAAGGAGUAGACGUCACCCUUCGGUGUCCCGGCCGGGUCGUGGUGAGGAUCCCGAAGGAGCUCCGGAGCGGUCCACAGCAGCUCUGAGUGGG
Aedes albopictus (Asian tiger mosquito) is the source of this 976-nucleotide messenger RNA. RefSeq lists its product as uncharacterized. Lineage: Eukaryota; Metazoa; Arthropoda; Insecta; Diptera; Culicidae. Bases 213 to 845 code for a protein of 210 amino acids. The transcript is spliced from 3 exons. The record is from RefSeq and is a predicted model, not a curated record.